Messenger RNA from Ixodes scapularis (black-legged tick), 905 nucleotides. Its product is annotated as elongation of very long chain fatty acids protein AAEL008004-like. Gene Ontology annotation, cellular component: endoplasmic reticulum membrane. The coding region runs from base 1 to 867 and encodes 288 amino acids. Lineage: Eukaryota; Metazoa; Arthropoda; Arachnida; Ixodida; Ixodidae. Gene Ontology annotation, molecular function: fatty acid elongase activity. The transcript has a single exon. Gene Ontology annotation, biological process: sphingolipid biosynthetic process; fatty acid elongation, polyunsaturated fatty acid; fatty acid elongation, saturated fatty acid. The record is from RefSeq and is a predicted model, not a curated record.
AUGGUGAUUUCUCUCAACCCACUGAGCCUUGCCGAGGAGAUCGAGAAGAUGGGCGAUCCUCGUACGCGGGAGUAUGGCCUGGUCGUGAAACCGCUGUUCGUGUUUCCUCUCAUCAUCUCCUACCUGUACUUUGUCAAAGUCAUCGGUCCACGCUGGAUGAAGGACAGGGAACCAUUCCAGAUUGUAAACCUGAUCCGCCUCUACAACCUUGUUAUGGUGGUCCUCAACGCCAGGUUCCUCUACAUUGUCCUCGUCAACACCUACCUUCCCUCAGGUCGCUACAACCUCUUUUGUCAAGGUAUCACGGGGUACAUGGACGAACAACUAACCUACUACUACAAGUCCGGAUGGUGGUACGUCGCCGUACGCUACGCCGACUUCCUGGACACCGUCUUCUUCGUUCUGCGCAAGAAGUUCACGCACAUCACGCAUCUCCACGUCAUUCAUCACACUGUGGUGGCGGUGAAUGCUUGGUUCUGGGUUACGUUCGCACCGGAGGGACAGCCGGCCUUAGGACUUGCCAUCAACGCGUUUGUGCACGUCGUCAUGUACGCGUACUAUUUCCUCGCUACUUUGGGUCCCAGCGUGAGAAGGUACCUUUGGUGGAAGAAGUACCUUACCACAAUGCAGAUUGUGCAGUUCGUAAUAUUCAUGGUACACAUGUCCAUUCCACUGGUUGUAGACUGCGGAUUCCCUAGGUACUUGAUUCACAUUGCAAAUGCGCAGACACUUCUUAUAUUGUGCCUCUUUGUAAACUUCUACAUUAAAUCAUACUGGAUGCGAAGGGGUGCAUCGUCUACAAAAGGCAGGCCUGUCAGUGAUCAAGCGUUCAAGAGCGAACUUGUGCAUAACGGCAAGCACGAGUAGGAAGUUGAGCAAGGAAAACAAUGUUAGUCACCAUUUAU